CAACAGAUUUAGCACGAUGGCAAUUGGAGAUGGGUGGAUUUCGGUUUGCUACAAUCAAUUCACUUAUGGGAAACGGAUAUUGUAGCUACACAGAGUUGAAGAUCGUAAAGUAAGGCAGGGAAGCCUCGAAGAAGAGGGCUCCGGGUGAGCUUUCUUGCAUUCUCUUUUUUGUUUUCUGUGGAGCAAAUCUAUUAACGCUGAAUCUCUUCCCUCAGGUAUUUAUAUCUUUGUGUUCUGAUAUGGAGACUAUUAUGGUUUUGAUUUUUGUUUUCAUUCUAAUUCAUUGCACGCAAUGAGGACCGGCGAUGCCAGCAAAAAAGAUGAGAAGGCUUCAUAUUGCCCCUCGACUCGAGGACCUGCCUGAUCUCUCAGUCUCUUUGAUACAGGGAGAUGGCAACAUGUUAAUUGUCAAAGAGGUGUUCAUCGAAUUCCAGCGAAAAGGCGGUUAGACCAGGGCAGAUGACUGCAAUUGGUUAGUUGUUUGUUCUAUGCCUGAUGAAUCGCUUGAAUCUCGAAGCUUCCUUACUACACAAAUUGACCGGGACAUGCGGUCUUUGUGUUGGUGAUUUUAUUUCAGCUGCCGAUUCUUGCUCUCUUCCUUUCAGUUCAUUGGGUAUUAUUUCUCCUCUAUAAGGUAUGUUGGUUAGCUGCAGGUCUUUGACGUUGGCAAGUCUUGAUGGUAGAGCAGUGAAUGGAAGAUAUAUGUGUUUAAGUCUGGUGAAUAAAAGGGAGAUUAGACGAGCUCAAGUUUGACGAAGUGGCUGUUUUGAAGAGGUGUAGAGGGUGAGACAUGUUAUUAUCCCAAUUUCCUUUGGUUGAAGAGGUGAAUGGUGACACUGAGAAACACUUAGAUUGUUCCUCUACCCUGUUUUCCGUCCCAAUGUUUACUUUUAGAGAUAAACAUUUGUUUUGCAUUUGAGAUCGAUCCUGGGUUGCAGAGUUGAAAAUAGGUGUAAUCUCUGGAAGACUGGAACUUUCGUGAACUGAACUGGCACCAACCCUGUAAAUCACUUCUACUAUAUCUUAUAGCUUUGAAACCUUGGUUUUUGUUUAUGCUUUCAAUCAUUUUCCCCCUCAUUUGCUCAACCAUGCUUUCGUUGUUGGUCAUCAAUUUGGCCCCAUUUUCUUUAAUCAAGGGCGAUAUUUUGUGAU
Linum tenue is the source of this 1152-nucleotide messenger RNA. The record is from the annotation of a GenBank genome assembly. NCBI's taxonomy places the organism in Eukaryota, Viridiplantae, Streptophyta, Magnoliopsida, Malpighiales, Linaceae.